UCCAGUGAGUGGGGGGAUGCUUGCUGGGCCCUCCCUUCCAGGUGGCUUUCGGGGGCGGGGAGAACGCGCACUUUCUAAUUCUGACGAAGAAUUAACAAACAGUCCUGAAGUUUAUAAAGUAACAUUUAUAUUUCCUAACCUAGAUAAUAGCUCCACUGAAACAAAAAGAAUAGUUAAUAUCAUAGAUUUGAGAGAGCCUGUGAGAAAUUGCUGCAGGGUCAGAGGAAAACUCAUAAAACUUAUACACAGAUGUGUGCAGAGAGAUGGUGAUUGUACAAGAACACCUGAUGGAGCUCUUGAGAGGAAUGGCUACGGAGUUCAUACCACUCCAGAUGGAAUUAUUUACAAGGGGAAUUGGAAGAACGAUAAGAUGAAUGGUUUAGGAAGGGUGGAAUAUCCUUCUGGUGCAGUUUAUGAAGGUGAUUUCAAGAACAACAUGUUGCACGGAGUAGGAACGUACAUAUUUCCUAAUGGAGCAAAGUACACUGGACAAUUCAGUGAAAACAAGCUGGAAGGGAAGGGAGAAUUUACAGACACAGAAGGCCUGGAAUGGGACGGCACAUUUCAUUACACAGCAGCACCAGGGCUGAAGUUAAAGCUGGAAAUGUAGGAUAUUUUAUACUGGAAGAAAAGCAUGUGUUUGCCUUUUGUGCUUUUAACUUUGACCAAGCUUUUCUAAAGCAGAUAAUUUCUUAACCUAGUGAUAAGAAACAAUGAAUAAUUUUUAAAAUAAACACUGGGCCUUUUAAAAAAUGA
Messenger RNA from Hemicordylus capensis (graceful crag lizard), 756 nucleotides. It is a transcript of the gene MORN2, whose product is annotated as MORN repeat containing 2. Bases 17 to 610 code for a protein of 197 amino acids. The record is from RefSeq and is a predicted model, not a curated record. NCBI's taxonomy places the organism in Eukaryota, Metazoa, Chordata, Lepidosauria, Squamata, Cordylidae. The transcript has 6 exons.